AUGUGGCAAAGCGUUGGUCUCACUGUGCUGGUAAUUGUGGCCACCCUUGUGUGCGCUUUGCUCUUCAUGGUUUUUGGUAAGUAACAAAAAUGUGUUGCGUUCGUUAUUUUACAGUUUUCUUGAAUGUUGUGAGAUUAACCUUACUGAGAUAUGACGAGGACAUCACGUCUGACACAGCUGCGAAAUGUAUCAGCUAACCGUUAACUGCAGUAGCUAGCUAGCGUUGCCAUUAUAGCUAGCUAGCUACUGUACUGUGUACAACGUCAUGAAGAUCUAACGUUAGCUAGCAGCUAUCUUUCUUUAGGGAGCGGUAACUGUGCAAUACCUCAAUACACAUCAUGUUAUUAUAGGUUUGUAGCUAAACCCCUCAUGGCUGGUAUGAAUUGGAUACAUUUAAAUCAUUGAUCCAUAUCAGUUGAUAUGUCUGGUUAUUGUGCUUGAGCAGUGUUCGUUUAAUAGCAUCCAGUAAGUCGUUCUCCUCUACUUUUAUCCCCUACAAGGGGAGGAGCCUGAAGGAGUCAUGACGUGGCAAUGACGCAGUUCCUUUGUUUUGCCACGUUCACCUGAAAGAUGUUUCUGUGUUCAGUGCUAGUCGGAACUAGGAACCUCGGAAAUGUUUGCAUUGCAAAUUGGUUGAACGCGGCACAUGUAUAACUACAACCAGUUAGCAAGUCGGAAAUGUCUUAAGUUUCCUGGUUCCAAUUAGCACCAGAACGCACCAUUUCUACAUUAUGACUCACUUCCUUUAUCCUACCUUUGUAGGCAGCAUCAACAUUGACCAAAACUUGAGACAUCUGUUGCAUUGUGUGACAAAACUGCACAUUUUAGAGUGGCCUUUUAUUGUCCCCAGCACAAGGUGCACCUGUGUAAUGAUCAUGCUGUUUAAUCAGCUUCUUGAUAUGCCACACCUGUCAGGUGGAUGGAUUAUCUUGGCAAAUAUGAAAUGCUCACUAUCAGGGAUGUAAACAAAUUUGUGCACAAUUUGAGAUAAGUAAGCUUUUUUUCUCAUGGACCAACACUUUACAUGUUGCGUUUAUAUUUUUGUUCAGUAUAAUUUGUUUUGCUGACACUCCAUACUGGACUGUAUAGCCUACUUCCUACUUUCACCCCUAUUUUAGAGACGUUUCUGCUUAUAAUUUCCGACAUUUGGUAGGACAUAUUAUAAUUAGGCCAUUUGUUUGUUAACUAUAGUUGGAUACAUGCAGCUUCUCUUCUGUCAUAACUUGUUGCCCCAGACGACUAAAUAAAGUAGUGCUCAGCAGAAUAAUGUCUUACAUCGAUAGAAUUAAUGCAUUAGUAAUCUAGUUAACACCGGUAAAGUUGUCUGUUUUGUUUGUGGACUGGGGAGAAAACAACAAUAACUCCAAAAAGUGGAAAGAUUGGUCCUGUGCAAAAUUUCCAAAUGUCAUCAGUUUGACUGGUUUUAAGGAAAUGAAAAGCUGAGAAAAUGAUGAAACAGGUUUCUGACAAGACUUCAGUUCGUCUUGGGUGCAUAUUUUAUGUGGUUGAAAUACUGUCUGCUUGCAUGACAGUGUCAAAGAUAAUUCAUUACACACGUAUUCACAUUUUCUCAAGAGAUGCUGAAAGAAACAAAUCAUAUUUCUCCACUCCUGUUCCCAAGACAACAUUAACAUUUGUUGUAUCAUUUUACUGCAAGAAAUGCAUAAUUCUGCAGAAGUAAAUAUUAUAUUACGCUACUAACCCAUAUGAACUUAAAUGAGGAAUAUUCUCUUUUUAUUAAUGGAUACAGGGAUACUCGUGAGCAGGAUAUCAAAGGUGCAUGUAAACAGCAUAUCCCAAAUAAGACCUUAAGCAGGAUAUCAAAGGUGCAUGUAAACAGCAUAUCCCAAAUAAGACCUUAAGCAGGAUAUCAAAGGUGCAUGUAAACAGCUUAUCCCAAAUAAGACCUUAAGUGGGAAAUGAGCUACUAUCCAGAAUACUGUGGGCAUGUAAAUGUGGUCACUGACUCAAAUACAACAAAUUAAUUGUUUGAUUCUUACGCACAGUCAAUGUUCACUUUCUACUGGGUGACCUUUGCUCUGUUUGGCCCCUCAGGUUGGUAUGUUGUCUGGCAGCUCUUCCUGUCCAAGUUCAAGUUCCUGCGUGAGAUGUUGGGCGACACCGGCUCUCCGCAGGCCGAGACCGAGCCGUCCGAAUCCAAGAGCGAGCGUACCUCUCCUCCAAACCCACGCCAGAGGCCCAAGACUGCCCGCCAGAGGGCCGUUCCUCCUAAUAGCACUACAUAG
Molecule: messenger RNA, 2246 nt
Organism: Coregonus sp. 'balchen'
Lineage: Eukaryota; Metazoa; Chordata; Actinopteri; Salmoniformes; Salmonidae
Source: the annotation of a GenBank genome assembly